Molecule: messenger RNA, 3325 nt
Organism: Myxocyprinus asiaticus (Chinese sucker)
Lineage: Eukaryota; Metazoa; Chordata; Actinopteri; Cypriniformes; Catostomidae
Product: thrombospondin-type laminin G domain and EAR repeat-containing protein-like
Exons: 12
Coding region: 397-2397 (666 amino acids)
Biological process (GO): signal transduction
Source: RefSeq, a predicted model, not a curated record
UCAAGGAGGAAGUUUAUAGCAAGAUGUUAUGGAGCUAUCCUAGACUCUUUUGAUCAAGAGAAGUUGGGAUUUUAAUUAUGCAUUUUGUAAUAAAAUUAGUUAAAUGACCAGUGAUUGAAUACAAAUUCGAAUGGCCAUUAAAAUAGGAACAGAAUAUAGGAUGAAAACAUCAAAAUUAAUCCGGAUACUUUUGUUGAAGUUUAAUUCUGACUUUUAAUUUUCAAGUGACACCUCAACUCUUCCCCGGAUGUCUUCACAUCAUCUCAGAGUGUUAUUGGAUUCUCACUGCUGAGGUUGUUGUAUUUUAAGUUGUGUGAGGCGUCUGAAUGAAAGGAUGGUCACUGGGCUUUGAGAAUCAGUGUGUGUGUGAAUGGAGCUGAGAGAGUGGAGACCCUGAUGUCGGAGCUGCCGCUGCUGGCCUGUGUGCUCCUCUCCUGGAUCAUCACCUGCCAAUCUGGACCAUGGAGACCUUGCACAGAUCUGUUACCAUUGGACCUCCUGUCUCGGGGGCUUCCUGCAGCUGGGAAGGCCCAGGAUGGGAUACGUAUGGUCCAAUCCAGGGGUGUUCGUGGAUUCCAGUUUUCUGGCUCUCCACAGCUUUUCAGCUUCCCUGCAUCUCAGCUCUUUAUUAAUUGUAACUUCUUUCCUGCUGAAUUCUCCAUCAUUGUCACACUGAAAAUCCCUCAAAUGGCUCCUGAGAAGAGUGAAUACAUCUUUUCACUGUUGGAGGGAGAUUCAGAUGAGCUGCUCCUUGGCCUGCGGUUGUCCCAAAACAAGCUCCACUUCCUGCAGAAGGGCCAGGGCAGCAGGAAACGCAUCACUUUUAAGGCAGUCAGUCUGGCUGACAACCGUUGGCACACUUUGGUCUUGGCAGUGACUGAACAGUACACAAUUCUCACUGUAGACUGUGGCAUACCCCUCGAGAUAGUGCUUGAUAGUCCCUUCCCCGAUGAUCUUGAUACAGCUGGCUCAACAUUCUUCAUUGCUAGUAGAAGGAGAUGGAACAGCUUGUUUUCUGGGAUGAUGCGGCAGCUGGUUCUGUUACCUGGUUCAGAUGCUACCUCAAAAAUAUGUCCCUCAUCUGAGCCCCAUCUGUCUGCACUCUCAGUUCCCCAGGCCCUCUUACACCUGCCAAUCAAACCAUUUUCCACUGACCUUCCCUUUUAUUCCUAUGAGGCAGAGGUUCAGGUGACUGCAGGUGUGAGUCCUUCCUGUGGACACUCUGAGGAGGGCCAGCUGUGGUUCAACACCCUGCAAAGAGGACUGUUUCUCUGUGAUGGCAUCAAGUGGCUCACUUUGCUGCAAGUAAAAGAGAGGCUGGACUAUGUGGAGGAUCACCAGGAAUUAUUCACCAACUCUGAGACAUUUGACAUUGAAGUUUUUCAGAUCCCUUCUGUAGGGCUUUUCAUUGCGACCGCCAACCGUGAUUCCAACCUUGGUUCGGGAAUAUACAAAUGGACAGAUGGGAAGUUUGAGCGAUAUCAGAAUAUCAGCACCUAUGAUGCACAGGCAUGGCAAUACUUCACAGUGGGCAAAAAAAAAUUCCUUGCUGUUGCUAACUGCAGAGGUAUGGAUAUUGGGGACCAGGAACAGUCUAUAAUAUAUAAAUGGAGUUCAAGAAAGCUCAAGUUUAUUCAGUAUCAAACUCUAAACACAUUCAGCGCUCGAGAUUGGGAGGCCUUCCACAUUCAAGAUGAAGCUUUCCUUGCUGUAGCCAAUCAUAGGCAAGGGGAGAGGAAUCAUAAUAUUGAUAGUGUAAUCUACAAGUGGAACCCAAUUACCCAGUUUUUUGAGGUCAAUCAGACUAUCCAAACAUCGGGAGCCUAUGACUGGGAGUUCUUCAUGAUCGGCCCAUUUUACUUUCUUGCAGUCGCGAACACCUUUAAUGGAAGGUCGACAGUCAUCGAUUCUACCAUCUAUAUCUGGCUGGGAGGGAUGUUUCAGCCUUAUCAGUCCAUUAAAACAUUUGGGGCGAUAGACUGGGAGAUGUUCCAGAUUGAAAACAGGAUCUUUCUGGCUGUGGCGAACAGUCAGAUGCUCACAGAGGAGGGCAAGAUUCUGUACUCCAUCAACUCCACCAUCUAUGAGCUCAGCAUGACAUCCCAGGCCUUUAUUAAGUUUCAGGAUAUUGAAACUAACAGUGCUCUGGAUUGGGAGUAUUUUACUGUUGGAGAUGACAAGUUCUUGGUGGUGGCCAAUUCCUAUGAUGGAACAUCAUACUCACUUAAUAGUGUUAUAUACAGGUGGCAGGGCUAUGAGGGCUUUGUCCCUGUACACAGACUGAACACCAAUGGCUGUAGAGACUGGGAAUUUUUUAACACAACCGAUGGCUCCUACCUCAUCUACUCUAGUGCCAGAGCUGCUCUCUCUAAAGUCCUUAAAUUAAGGACCAUUUAGUGGCACUCAAUCUGCACAUAUGGACUGUGCAUGGGACAUAUCUAGUGGUAGACUUGUACAUGGGUGAAACAGUAACACCAAACAUCAUUACUGAAAUAAACUGUAUAACAAUUGCACACAUAAAUCAGAUUAUGUAUAAAAAAUACAUUAAAAAAAAUAUCAUCAGAAAUGUACAGAACCUAAAACCUUAUUCAACAUGCACUUGCUAAACAUGCCAUGAAAAUAGCUGAAGAAUAAAAUCCUGGCACUUACAUUCAAUCUUUCAAACAGUCCACUGACCUGUUGAAAGACAAAAGCACCAAGACAAUCAAACAUACAGUAGAUUGCACAUUGAUAACCAAUAUUUGUUGUUGAUUAAGACUUAUGUGCUGUGGAUAUUCUUCUACACUCUGUACAUGAAGGCAGCUAUCUAGUCAAUUAUUUAUGAAUGACUGAAAUUGUUUUUUUGUUUUUUUUAUAAACCAGCAAAGAUACUAUAUUUAACUGUACUGUACUGGAUGUAAGCUACUGAUUUACUAUUGUUCAUGUUGUUAAAUACAUCUUCAUGUAUUUCUUUUUAUUAGAAAAAAUUUAAUACAAUUGAAGUACAUGUUCAGGUAUUUACUAAAUAAAUUAAUCAAAUAUAUAAACAAUAAGAAUUUCAACGAUACACUGACUAUAUCUUUUUAAAUUACAACUAUAACUUAUUUUAGAGCUUAAUUAAGUUGUUGUAUUUAUCUGUCUUGUUCUGGUCCUCUGUAUCACAUGCACAUUAACCCUUAACCAGCUGGGUCAUAUAUGCUACUAUUAGUUCCUAUAUUUGUUAUUGUGUCAUUUACCACUGUUCCAGUUUGGUCAGGUCAUUAAAUUAAACAUUUUUUUUUAUUAUUAUUAUUUUUUUUUAUUCCAUUGGUGGUUUAAGUUUGUUCUGCUUUCGGGGAUGUGGAGU